Molecule: messenger RNA, 746 nt
Organism: Chara braunii
Lineage: Eukaryota; Viridiplantae; Streptophyta; Charophyceae; Charales; Characeae
Source: the annotation of a GenBank genome assembly
GCCGAGGAUGCAUCGGCGUACUACGUGUCAUUUUUGUCAGUUACCAUGGCAUUUCAUCAGAGAAUGCCCCUUCCGUAAUCGGCCCAAUGGCGCGGAGAUGGCGGCGAAUAUCAGWCGUGAAUUAUCAAACGGAGAAGAUAGCGGGAUUUUGCACGCGCCCGCGCAAGGUACUAGCACCAGCAACGCCAUCGUCCCGUACCAGGCGUCAAUGGAAAGGAAUCAGAGAGAAGAGGGUGCAGCUUCGAGCGGAGGCCGAGGUGGUAACGGAGGCUACAGUGGGAAUCACUUUGGCAAUGGCCAGCGGUACUCCAGACCCUSGUCAGGAGGCUAUCGAGAUAUUAGAGAGAAAGACGACAAGAUUGAGAACAUCUAUGGUUUACUAGCGGAACAAGUUGAAGAAAGAGAGCAGCGUAAACGGGAGGCAGCUCGGUUGGCAUCAUUAGAAGAAGAGAAAAAGAGACUUCAGGUGGAGGAGGAGAAGCAUGUGCAGGAAAAGAAGGAAAGGGAGUUACAAGAAACAAAGCUUGGGCAGAUUGUCCGUACGAGUGUGAAAGCAGUCUGUGAGUCGGCGUUGGGGAGAAAGGUUGAGAUUCCAGAAGAUGACGAGUCCGAGAUCAGCAAGCUCCGCAAGGAACUUGAAGAGGUCAAARCCAAGUGUGCGGGCGGCGUAGCUGAAUCGAGCCUAGAGGCACUUAGAAGGGAGAAGGAGAACCUUUUGAAACAACGGGAUCCUGGGAGUGAGAAAG